Messenger RNA from Manihot esculenta (cassava), 1855 nucleotides. RefSeq names its product probable E3 ubiquitin-protein ligase RHC2A. NCBI's taxonomy places the organism in Eukaryota, Viridiplantae, Streptophyta, Magnoliopsida, Malpighiales, Euphorbiaceae. The record is from RefSeq and is a predicted model, not a curated record. Gene Ontology annotation, cellular component: cytoplasm. The transcript has a single exon. Bases 157 to 1368 code for a protein of 403 amino acids. Gene Ontology annotation, molecular function: ubiquitin protein ligase activity. Gene Ontology annotation, biological process: protein ubiquitination.
CUUCGAUUUCCAUAUAUGUAGUCUUCUUCCUUGAUUUGUCUCUCUGAUAAGCAAAAUCCUCUCUCUUUUUUCCAUCCUCAUAGUUCCCUUUCAAACUCGACAGGGCACACCCACACGCACAGGGGACCCAGAGGGGAAGUGGGUUUUUCCGAUUUCAUGUCAUCGCCGGCGGCCUCGUAUUGGUGCUAUAGGUGCAGCCGAUUCGUUCGAGCAUGGAGGCAGUUCGGGGCGGAGGACAGAAUUACCUGUCCAGAUUGCGAAACUGGAUUUGUCGAAGAGCUCGAGAUCCAAGAAGACACCGAGAACCGGAGAUUUCCUCCUCCGUCUUCUUCUGCCGCUGCUGCUGCAGCCACCGCCGCUAUGUUAAUGAUAGGUACUCUUCCUGCUACAGAUCAAACUAAUCCUCUUCGUAGAACCCGUAGGAACGCUGGUGACCGUUCCCCGAUUAAUCCCGUUAUUGUGCUUCGUGGAGGAAGCGUCGGUGGAGGGACAGGGCAAUCCGACAAUGGAGUCAACGAGGGUGGUGGACGAGGAUUUGAGUUGUAUUAUGACGAUGGAAGUGGGUCUGGGUUGAGACCUUUGCCGCCGAGCAUGUCGGAAUUUUUAUUGGGAUCUGGAUUUGAAAGAUUAUUAGAUCAGAUAUCGCAGAUUGAGAUUAAUGGGCUCGGUCGAUACGAGCACCCGCCGGCGUCUAAGUCGGCGAUUGAGUCGAUGCCGACUAUAAUGAUAAGCGAGUGCCACAUCUCUAUGGAGUCGCACUGUGCGGUGUGUAAAGAGCCCUUCGAAUUGGAAGCGGAGGCGAAAGAAAUGCCCUGUAAGCACAUAUAUCAUUCCGAUUGUAUACUUCCAUGGCUUUCACUUCGAAAUUCGUGCCCAGUUUGCCGCCAUGAGUUGCCUGGGGACGAUGAAUCAGGUAACGGGCGGGUAACGGGGGAGAAUAGUACUGAGGAGGAGGCGGUGGGAUUGACGAUAUGGAGGCUGCCCGGAGGUGGGUAUGCAGUGGGGAGGUUUACGGGAGCAAGGAGUGGGAUGAGAGAGUUGCCUGUGGUUUAUACAGAGAUGGAUGGUGGCUUUAAUAAUGGGGGUUUGCCAAGGAGGAUAUCAUGGGGGGCAAGAGGAGGGGGCAGAGGAAGAGAGAACGGAGGUGGCGGCAGAAGAGGAGGUGGCGGUGUUUGGCUUGGUUUUGGUCGGGCUUUAAGGCAUUGGUUUGCUUGUUUUGGUGGUGGAGUCGCCGGAGAGAGCUCAAAUCCUGAUUCAAGAAUCAGGAGGGGAAGGAGCAGUUCUUUUUGGGUUUUUAAUAACAGUGGUUCUUCAAGGAGGAGAAGAGUCUGGGAUGUGGAGGUCAAUGAGGGAAGGAGGAGGAGGUGAAAGCUGAAAACUUUGCCUGUAAUGGUGGUUUCUUAAUUAUUUGUACAUAUUGAAAUAUAUGAGAAAGCUGAAGAUUGGAAACAAAAAAAAAGAAAAGAAAGCCCCCCUUUUUUUGGUGAAUUUGGAAGAAGAAGUCAAUUUAAAUAAUUGCAAUUUGAAGAAAAUGAAUUGAGCAAGAAGCAGCAGAAGCAAGACAUUAGAGACUGGCAUUUGAAGAGUUAGAAAGGUACAGGGUAAGCUACCCUGUCUCAGUUCCAUGGUCUUUUUUUCUUUUUAUUUUUUUUUUUCAAAUGUAAUUUAUAAUUAGAAGCAGCCAGCUUUCUUUCCGUUUCUUCAAUUCUUGUCUUAAAACCUACAAAAAAAAUACACUAUUCAGCAAUGGUGACAGCUUUUAAUUGGGCAAUGGGUAUUUUCCAUUGAAAACUUGCAGCCGUCUUGGGGAAGAUCCUCACAUUGAAUUGAAUCAUGGCUUGAAUUCACAGCUGAA